This is a messenger RNA of Neltuma alba, 4677 nucleotides long. RefSeq lists its product as uncharacterized. The transcript is spliced from 3 exons. Gene Ontology annotation, molecular function: nucleic acid binding; RNA-DNA hybrid ribonuclease activity. Lineage: Eukaryota; Viridiplantae; Streptophyta; Magnoliopsida; Fabales; Fabaceae. Bases 1 to 4677 code for a protein of 1558 amino acids. The record is from RefSeq and is a predicted model, not a curated record.
AUGGUAGGAAAGACAAUUAAAGUAGAUAGAUCCACAUCUAUAUAUGACAAGGGGAGCUUCGCACGGAUAUGCGUUGAGAUUGACCUUCAAAAGCCGCUAUUGCCAGCAUUUACACAAGCAUGCCCCAGUAAUUUACAGGAUAAAACCGGAGAUGUUGCGACUAGAGGGACGGUGCCCAGGCCGGAUAUAACAAAGGAAUCUGCUGAGACAUGUGACGUGAAGGAGCAAGAACUGAUCAAUGAGGGUGGCCAAAUCCAGAUUCCGAUGAUGGAAGGCUCGCCGACGCCAAGCAACGGAUGCUUGGGGCCGCAAAUGUUAGUUAAACGUGACUUUCGGAGAGGAGUUAAUCUGAUGGAGAAAAAAGUGGGAUCGGAUUUGGGAAAUCCAACUAGAAAUCAGUCGCGAAUCAAGAAACAAGAUAUGGUGAAGAGCGUAGCAAAUCAGAUGGGAUCUCAAAAGGAUACUGCUGAAAAAACGGGAUCAAGGAAAUCACUAAGGCGUAAUUUUGGGAAGGAUAUCGGCAACUCUACUGCCACGUGGAUUAGAGUAGGCUCAAAAAGAAAGAAUGAUGCGAAGUGCAAACGUGGCAAGGAAAAUAAAAAUUCUGACACGGUUUGCGUGAGCCAAGACUCAUCUAUUAGCACCAAUCCUUUUUCUAUUCUUCAACAUGUCCCUUUGAUGGGCCAAAUGGAUAUGGGCCCAACAUACGUAGGUGGUUCUCAAGGCACAACAGGCAUGGACAUCAUGCAUAAUAAUGGGACGUCUCAUGAAGACACACUAGCUACCCCUUCGGAUGACCCCUUGGUUGCGGAGCCGACCUCCUCCUCUCUUUUGGAUAUUGUCCAGGCGCGGGAUGUUAAUGACGUGCCAAAUUCUGAAAAUUUGGAUUUCCUGGCUCUGGUGGAGACUCGUGCAGAUAAAUCAAACACAGAAAAACGUAUUGGACGUCUUGGUUUUCAAGACUAUACUUAUAUUGAAGCUGAAGGUUACAGUGGGGGGAUCUGGUGUCUUUGGAAUACUGGGAUUAGGAAGCUUGAAGUCCUUGAACGAAAUAGACAAUUCAUUCACUUUAGAAUUGAGAAUAGCCACCGCAAUACCUGGGUUAUGACAGUUAUUUACGCGAGCCCAAAUGUUAUGAUGCGUCGAAAUUUAUGGGGGCAACUCGCUCGAAUCGCCAGCGUCACUCAAGAGCCAUGGUUACUCGGCGGCGAUUUUAAUGCAACGCUAUUAGAGUGGGAAAGACGAUCUUCUGCAACCUAUAAACUCUCAGCUGAUAAUGACUUUUGCAGAUGGUUUGAUGAGAGCAAUCUUCAGGAUCUCGGAUACUCUGGCCCCGAUUUAACUUGGAAAAGAGGGACGUCGGAAGCUCGGUUGGAUCGCUUUUUAGCAAACGAAGCUUGGUGUCAGUUAUUCCCUCAGGCAAAGGUUGCUCACUUGCCUUUCUAUAAGUCUGAUCAUCGUCCACUUCUUCUUCGUCUUGACUUACGCACAGAACGACCACGCCGUCCCUUCCGUUUUAUUGCAUCCUGGAUCCUGCAUGACAAUUUUAAUGAUUUCGUACGUGAUAAUUGGAAGGAGCAUCUGGAUUGGCAAUCUAAUAUUACUCAGUUCACUGAUGCUUGCCGAGUUUGGAACAAACAAGUCUUCGGGCACAUCCAGGACCGUAAACGAAAACUUAUGAGACGAUUAGAUGGGGUAACUCGGGCUAUUGCUCGUGGUGCUAAUCGGAGCUUUUAUGAAAACAUUCAGCUAGAAAUAUGGAAGGAGCUUGAGAGUGUGAUUGCCCAAGAAUCACUCUUAUGGGCUCAAAAGGCGCGUGUUAAUUGGGCCGUAUACGGGGACCAUAACUCCAAACUGUUCCAUGCCCAUGCCAAUAAGCGAAGGAAGGUUAACCGUGUUGAUGCUAUUCGACUAGAGGAUGGAGCUUGGUGUUAUGACACGGAAGAAAUUAAACAGCAAGCUACUAACUUCUUCUCCUCUCUAUUUCAAGAGGACCUUCCUGUUCGAGAUAGCCUGAACUGCAGAAUCACCUAUCCCCCACUUGAUGAGGUGUUUCGUAAAGGGUGUGAACGUGCUGUUGAUGAAGAAGAAAUCAAAAGUGCCUUGUUCAGUAUGGGACCCCUCAAGUCUCCAGGGCCUGAUGGUUUUAAUGCACUCUUUUUCCAAAAUCAAUGGGGAAGGAUCCGAAACUCACUGGUGACAUGUGUUCAACGACUCUUUGACCGCCCUGACACGUUAAGAGAGAUCAAUGGUACCUUGAUUGUGCUUAUUCCCAAAAAGGACCCACCGGAGACCCUUAAAGAUCUUCGCCCCAUUAGCCUUUGCAAUGUAGUAUACAAGAUUGUGACUAAGAUUAUGGCAAAUCGAAUAAAGACCUUUUUGCCCCAGACCAUCUCUCCAAAUCAGUGUGGCUUUGUGCCCGGUCGCCUUAGCUCUGAUAAUAUCAUUGUGGCUCAGGAAGUUAUUCACUCUAUGCGUAACAUGAAAGGUAAAAAAGGCUUCAUGGCUAUUAAGAUUGACCUUGAGAAAGCCUAUGACUGUGUCAAUUGGAAUUUUCUAAUAGGAUGUCUCAAGGAAUUACAGCUCCCUAAUCAUUUUGUAGACAUUAUCUCCUCAUGUGUUAGCACAGCAGACUUUCAACUGUUAUGGAAUGGAGACAAGGCUAAGAAUUUUUCUUCCUCUAGGGGUGUGCGCCAAGGAGACCCAAUUUCCCCUUAUCUAUUUGUUAUAUGUAUGGAGAAACUAGCUCAUAUCAUCCAAGAAGAGAUUGAAGAUAAUCACUGGCGUCCUAUUAGACUCACUAAAACAGGACCCCCCAUCACUCAUCUUUUUUUCGCAGAUGAUGUCCUUCUUUUUGCAGAAGCUAAUCUCGAACAAGCAGAUUUGAUUAAUCAAUGCCUUGAGAAAUUCAGUAGAAGCUCUGGACUGAAGGUAAACCACUCAAAGACUCGCAUUUUCUUCUCCAUGAACAUAAAUCAUAAUAGAUGCUCAGAAAUUAGUGGUAGGCUGGGAUUCACUCAAACUUCAGAUCUUGGAAAAUAUCUGGGUGUGAAUCUACACCACUCACGCGUCAACAAGGGAUCUUUCCAGAGUGUUGUGGAUAAAGUCAAAACCAGACUCUCCAAGUGGAAGACAGGUUCUCUCUCUCUCGCAGGAAGAACAACAUUGAUAUCGUCAGUCAUGUCCGCCAUCCCUAAUUACACCAUGCAAACCUCGCUUGUACCGUCACCAACAUGCGAGACACUAGACAAGCUCAAUCGAGGAUUCCUUUGGGGCAGUUCAGCAGAACACCGAAAAAUGCCGUUAGUGGCUUGGGAUGCGGUCUGUCAACCUAAAUCCAAAGGAGGGCUAGGACUUCGACAUACAAAACUUCAAAACCAAGCUCUCCUCAUGAAACUGGGAUGGAGACUUGUUAAAUGCAGAGAUGACUUCUGGGUCAAGGUCCUUCGUGAUAAGUACCGAUGUGGCGAUGAUUUAAUGCCCAAAAUAGAUCCAAAACGGGGAGGCUCUAACAUUUGGGCUGGCAUCAAAGCCACGUGGGAGAGGGUGGCUGCUGGUAUUGAGUGUCUGGCUGACAACACUGUGAAGUGGAAAUGGGAGCGUAAUGGAUUAUUUUCCGUAAAGUCGGCCUACGACAAUCUUAGCCCAGAGAUUGCAGAUUCAGAUCCAUACUGGAAACGAAUAUGGAAGCUAGCAAUUCCCCAACGUUGCAGAACUUUUAUCUGGCUAGCAUCCCGCAAAAGCCUCCUCACGAAUACUGCGAGACAUAGACGAGGCCUAAGUAUGGAUGAUCAGUGCCCGAUAUGUCAUAAUGGCGCGGAAGACGUACUACACGUUCUUCGGGAUUGCACCAAUACUUGGCUCCUUUGGAAAGGACUGGUUAACGCAUCAAUCUGGAAGAAGUUUUGCUCCCUUGGUUCCUCUGACUGGCUCCGAUGGAAUCUGAAUUGUAGAAAUCAUAAUGAGAAAGAGUGGGGUUCUCUCUUUGCAGUUGUAUGCUGGUGGCUAUGGAGACGUCGUAAUCUAAUCAUAUUUGAAGGAAAAGAGUUGCGUAAUGAAGCAAUCAUCGCAAACUCGAAAGCCAUAUUAAGCUCCAUGCACGAGAUCCAGGGACACUUACGUGGAACUCCUAUAGAGGGUGUAAAACGCAGCAAUGGGGAAGAAAGAUGGAGACCUCCGGACAAUAACUGGAUCAAAGUGAACGUCGACGGUGCCUACUCACCUGACAGAAACAUUAGUGCUUGCGGUGGCCUUCUUCGGAACAUGCGGGGUGAAUUUCUUCGUGGCUUUAUCUUUCAUAUCGGGCAGGGUGAUGCACUGACAGCUGAGCUACAAGCAUGCUUACAUGGACUAAAAGUGGCAUGGGACGAAGGUUAUAGAAAUGUCAUACUUGAGUCUGAUGCUACUAGUGCCAUUGAACUACUCUCAGAGGACCCCAACGAACUUCAUGAUGACUAUGUGAUAAUCAGAGAGGCCCGAGCAUUGUUGACUAGGGAGUGGAAUGUGAAGCUUUCAUAUGCACCUCGUAGCUGUAACCAAGCUGCUGAUCUGUUAGCAAAGCUCGGUCUUGGGGCGAUGCCAGGCGUGUAUAUUCUACAGAACCCUCCUCAGCAAAUAAAUAGGGUACUGGAUAUUGAGUGGCUGUGUGCUGACAACAGCCAUGUAAGGAGUUGUUAA